CUGCUCACACUCUCUCUCCCUCCAGUAAUACACACCAGUGUGGGAUUCCUUCCCAGUGAGAGGAGAACGCAAGGAAUCAAUCUCCUUUUAUUGCCUCUAUAUCCAAUAAUAUUCUAAACCAGGUGGAUCAGAAAGACAAACAAAAAACUAGGCAGACAGGCAGGGUGACAGAUAUAGAGACAUCUGAGAAACCAGUGGAAGCAAUCAUAAUGUUUGGUUAUGGACGUAAUAAUUUUACCUGGAAUGGAACUCUGAGAGAACUGGAGGGCAGCUACCCAGCUUUCUGCACAGAACGAGGUCAAUCAAAUAUGAUAGCCUCCCCAAGCUCCUCUGGUGGCAUAGAGGUUCUCCUUUCAACUCUGCAGAAUUCAGGGGAUGUGGAGAGCACCUUAAACACCCUCAAUGUCCUGGAUGAACUUCUGUCAGCCGGUACAGAUCGUCGUAUCCACUACAUGAUAAGUAAAGGUGGUAGCGAGGCCUUGCUGACUGCACUGGUCAACAAUGCCCGAACUUUCAGUCCCAACUACAACAUCCUGCUGCCACUGCUGCACCUACUGGCUAAAGUUGGACACAGAGACCGUCGUAUUGGUAUGAAGGCAGAGGAGGCUGGAGCUGUGCUGGUGACUCUUAAUCUGCUCAAACACAACAUCAGACAUGCCAGGAGGGUCGCAGCCUGCCUCUGGGUAAUCCAAGUCUUCUCUUCAUCAGUUUCUACAGCAAACCUAAUAGGAGAAAACUAUGGGCUGGAUGUCAUCUAUCACCUCAUUCCUCAGUACACCACCAAGAAUCUGCAUACCAUCAAGGCAGCUAUUAAUGCCUUUGCUGCUCUGCUGUACACAAAGGCAAAUGUUUGGUCCAUUGUAUCCAAGGGUUACAUCUCUGGUCUCCUGAAACUUUAUGAGGACUGGCACAGCAAGGAUACUCAUCAUGUUGCCAUAGCAAUCCGCCAUGCACUGCUGUGCUGUCUCCAUAAUGCAACCCAGACAACUGGAGGCAGACAGGCUUUGAUAUCCCAGGGCGGCAUUCAACUACUGUAUCAAACUACACAGACAUGUUUGCUGAGUAAAAGUCUGGAGUGUUUGGUGGAGUCCACCGUGCAGCUGAUGAGGAAGUGUCUUCCUAAAACUCCUCUACCACUGACAUCUGAUAAGUCUGCAUACACCUUCCCCCUGCCUGGAAGACCACACGCUGUUCCUGAUGUGGACGUAACACCAGAUGAGAGUAGUGUGGGUAGUGAUGCUGAAGAAGAUGAAGAUAACCAGGAGGCCAACAGCACAGACUAUGAUGAUGAUUUGGAAACUGACCUGAACAAACUUUGUCUUCGCCCUGACCUGGACAGACCUAAAGAGCUGCUGCAACAGUACAGCCACCUCUGUCCUGAGCUUUCACAUGACUUCCAGGAGCUGGUUAUGAGUUCGGAGUCAGAGGAGAGUUCGACAACAUCAUCAUCAGAUGAUGAAGCUGUGAUGCACAACACUUUCCUUCCUAGUUCCCACAGGAGGGACAGAAUGAGUACUGCCAGAAGUGAUUCUUCCACCUCUUCAAAUGGUUCUCACACAGAGACAGAAAUAUCCAUAAAGGGACACUUAGCAGCUGCUGCCCAGUUAGAGGCUCAUGAUUUCCACAGUCACAGCAGCAUCCUCAGCACCAGCCCUGGCUGUACGACCAUGAUUAGAGAGGCAACUGGAGAAACCCCCCCAGGUCAGAGAAGAGAGGAGCAGGAUGGUGAUGAAGAGGGAGCAGAGGAAGGCUACCACCGUACCACGAUAGACCGGUUAUUGGAGAGACAUGGAGCCUGUAUCCCCCACCAUGUACCCAAACUAUACCGUGCUGCAGCUGCCAAGACUAAAUCUAUCCCAGGAUUCGGCAUCCUGGCUUUCCCUGAUUUCUGGGGUCAUCUCCCACCACCAGGACAUGAGCCCAUGGCCCCACGCAAACCCAACACACAGAGGCAGAAGGUAUUUGAAGAUGUCCAACGAUUCCUGAAUACCGAUGACAUCAUAAAUCUCUUAGUCUUUGACCUAGAAAACAGCAGUGUUCAAUGCCGGUCUGAUUCUUUGAGGUUCUUUUCUAAGUUUGAAUGUGGGAACCUGAGAAAAGCUAUUCAGGUCCGCAGGUGUGAAUAUGACCUCAUAUUGAAUGCAGAUGUGAACUGUUCCCAGCACACCCAGUGGUUUUACUUUGAAGUCAGUAACAUGGUAGCGGGCAUCCCCUAUCGUUUCAAUGUCAUCAACUGUGAGAAGAGCAACAGCCAGUUCAACUAUGGAAUGCAGCCAGUGCUGUACUCAGUAAGGGAAGCUCUGGAUGGUAGACCACGCUGGGUCAGGACUGGAACGGAAAUUUGUUAUUACAGAAACUACUUUUGUCCAGCUCAAGGCAGAAGGAAAACAACCUUUUACACUCUGAGUUUCACCAUCACCUUCAAACACAACGAGGAUGUCUGCUACUUGGCCUACCAUUAUCCCUAUACAUACUCUGCUCUGAAGGCUCAUCUGAAGGUGCUGCAGAAAUCGGUGGAUCCUGCCAAGGUUUUUUUCCAGCAGCAGAUUCUUUGUGGAACUUUGGCUGGAAACUCCUGUCCACUGGUCACCAUCACUGCCUGUCCUGCCAGCAAGGGCUGGAAAGAUCUGCAUCAGCUGCGCAAUCGUCCCUGUAUUGUGCUGACAAGCCGUGUGCAUCCUGGUGAGUCCAAUGCCAGCUGGGUGAUGAAGGGCACUCUGGAGUUUCUGUGCAGUAGUGACCUGGUGGCCCAGAGUCUGAGGGAGGCCUUUGUCUUCAAGAUUAUCCCCAUGCUCAACCCAGAUGGAGUCAUCAAUGGAACGAAUCGCUGUGAUGUGAACAGUGAGGAUUUGAAUCGUCAGUGGUGUAAACCAGACCCUGUCCUGAGUCCAACAAUCUACCACACCAAAGGCUUCCUCUACUACCUCAACAGCAUAGGACGGACUCCACUGGUUUUCUGUGACUACCAUGGCCACUCUAGAAAGAAGAAUGUGUUUCUGUAUGGCUGCAGCAUUAAGGAAACUCUCUGGCAGUCUGGCUCUGCCAUUGACACUGUAGGACUGAAAGAGGACCCUGGUUAUAGGACCAUUCCAAAGACAUUGGAUCGUAUCGCGCCAGCCUUUUCUUUCAACAGCUGCAACUAUUUGGUGGAGAAGUCUCGUUCUGCUACCGCCAGGGUCGUUGUCUGGAGGGAAAUGGGUGUUCUGAGAAGUUAUACCAUGGAGAGUACCUACAAUGGCUGUGACCAGGGAAUAUACAAGGGCCUGCAGAUAGGAACGAGAGAGCUGCAGGAAAUGGGUGUGAAGUUCUGCCACAGUCUGUUGUCUGUAACCAAAGACACGAAGCUUCUUUACAGCAGAAGACUCAUCAACCACAUUGACCUGGACCACAACAUUCUGGACCACAAGUCUCACAAUUGUUUUGAAGAUGAUGAGCCUCCAUGUGUUGAAGAGAUUGAGUAUUUCACAGAUUUUCCUACUGUUAAAUACACUGAUCUGGAUUCAGAUGUCAACAGCAAUAUGGCCAGUCCUGAUGAAGAGGAGGAGAUCAACGAAGGACACAGUCCAGCAAAAUGUCAGCAAGACUGCAUUAACGACUCAAUAAUGAAGGGCAACCUGUUCCCUCCCCAUAUUAGACAGGCCUCCAUCGAUGGACUUAGUGAGAAAAGAAACACAUGUAAUGGUGUGAGCAUCGCCAAUGGACAAAUCACAAGUUAAAUGAAUAUUUCGACUUUUUGGAUUUUGAUUUGUGUCUAGAGAAAGAGUCAAGAGCCUCAGUUAUUCUCAAGAGAUUUUCUAAGCACUGUAAGCUUUUCUCCAUAAGAACAUGCUUAUCUGAGUGAAAAACAAGAUUUGGGAUUACAAUACACACAAACUAAAGAUAACAAAAGGUACCAAAAUGUAAUCGAUUCAUCCUUAAAUUGUAUGCAUAAUUGAAAAAUAUCAGUAAUAUCAAUACAGUAGCAUUUAACUUCCAACCUCAGUUUUUAUUGUGCCUGUGUAUAGAAAAGCCAUGAGUGGUUUGUAUCAAGACGAUAGACAUGUAUAGACAGUAGCACAAAUGUUUUAAAGGGAAAUGAUUAUCUCACUCAGACAAAAAGUCACAUGAAGUAUAUAAUCAGGUUCUCAAUGAAGAAAACUAACAAGGCAAUCAUUGCUUGAAUCUGAUUAACAGUCAUUUAGAUGAAGUCCAGAAUGGAAACUAUUUUCUUAGUCUUAAUGAUGUGGAUUGGUUUGAUGCAAACAAUAAACCAAGAUAAAAGCACAAACGUAGCCCUAGUACCAAUUGUGCCUGCCAGUUACAAAGACAAUCUUUCAAAAAAACUCAGCAAACUUUAGAAUGACGGUGGUCUGUCUUAGUUACUUGGUGGUCACCAAGAAGCUGACAACAGCUGGCAGUGUGUGAUGAAUGAUGAGUGGUAUUCAUAACCAUAUUAACUAUCAAGUUAACCACUAGCACUUCAAGCAACCAUUCGCUUCAGAAGAAAAUGACUUAAAAUCAAAUGACUUACUGUAACUUAUGAUUUAUUUCUGCUUAUAUGCACAGUUUAUGGAUUAUAUAGAUUUGCAGCACACUUAUACAACAGUAGCUAGUGCUUUGGUUGUCAGUAGCCUGUUAGCAGAUUGGACUGUGAUUAAUUAUUGUAACUGUGUAAAAUCUGUAAAACAGCUUGCCUGUGAUAAUAGGUACAAGUGCAGCUUUGGAAUAACCCAACAGAUAACUGGUUACGGCGCAUAGAACUUGGUCAAAAAUACACUCAGCAAUUGAAUUUAUUGCAUGAACAAAAGUGAAGCAAGCACAUCCCAUGGAAUUUGUUGCCUAUUUUGACAUACCUGUAUCUCUUUGGGACAGCUCCAACAGAUAAGGUGAGAGACUUGAUACAACAACACAAGGAAAAUUUUCUUUUUCAAUCAUUUACUCCACAAAAAUCUCAAUAGAUGCAUAUUAUUUUCUGGUCUGAGAAGCUGGGAUUGCUCCUUUUGGCAGAGAAAAAACUUUGCAUAGGCAUUUUUCAUAACUGCUUCAGUCUCUGACAUUAGCUUGCUGACAUUUCUGACUCUUCAAUGCAAAAUUCCUUGAGCUGCAGUUUGUUUGAGGGCUUUUUGCAUGUUCUGUCUGUUUCAAAUCCCCAAUAAUAUUUCAGUGAAAUUUCAAUCUGGGCUUGGACUAGGUAGUUUUUAGAACCUACAAUUUCUUCUUAUUGAGCCAUUCCUUGGUGGAUGUGCAGUGUGUUUAUGGUCACUAUCCUGUUCAAACGUCUACUUUCAGUUCAACUCUAACUUUCUGACAGAUGGCUGCACAUAAUUUUCAAGCUCUCUUUGAUAUGAUGCAAAAUUCAUCAUUGAAACAAUAAUUGCAAGCUGUCCAGUUCCCGAGGCAGUGAUGCAAACACAAACCAUGACAUUUCCAUCACCCUACUUCACAGUUUGUUCUCCUCUAAACCUUUUUUUUUUAAAUCUGUGUCAAACAUAUCUAUUGUUACUGUGGUCAGACAUCUCUGUCUUUGAUUCAUCUGUCCAGAGCACAAUUUUCCAAAAGACCUGCAUGUUCAUUGGGAAAAAUUUGUUUUGCUGUAAUGUUAUUUUUGUACAGCAAAUAUUUUUUUCUGGCAUGUCUCCUUUGCUGGUCAAAUUUGUGCAGUCUCUUUUGGACUGUAGAUGCAACACUUUAACACAGCCCCUGUGAUGACAUGUUAGGAUUGUUACAGUCUUUUAACGCUCUGCUCUGGUGCUGAACUUGCUGGGGUGACCAGUCCUGUACAAAUUAACAGUCACUUGAAACCUGUACAGUUUUUUUCAGAAGGCCUUAGAGAGCUUUUUAGAUUUUGGCAUGAUGACAUUACACACUUAAAUGGUAAAAAGAACACCAGACUCAGAGUUCGAAAUAGGACAGAUUCCAUCUGUCACCUUCUAAAGUGGAUGGAUUUGAAGAUGUGUUACUUUUCCCAUGUGACUGUCCUGAUUAUUUAUUUAAAUAUGAAAAUAACUAAAAAAUGUCAUAAAAUGGCCACAGUUGUCCUGUCUUUAAAGUCAGAAUGUUUUGUCACUUCCUGCAUUGUAUUAUGUUUCACCUAUUUUAAUAAACUAAGCACAUGAGGCAACUUA
Molecule: messenger RNA, 6104 nt
Organism: Amphiprion ocellaris (clown anemonefish)
Lineage: Eukaryota; Metazoa; Chordata; Actinopteri; Pomacentridae
Product: cytosolic carboxypeptidase 4
Exons: 27
Coding region: 210-3716 (1168 amino acids)
Biological process (GO): protein side chain deglutamylation; C-terminal protein deglutamylation; proteolysis
Molecular function (GO): zinc ion binding; metallocarboxypeptidase activity
Source: RefSeq, a predicted model, not a curated record